Messenger RNA from Arabidopsis arenosa, 905 nucleotides. NCBI's taxonomy places the organism in Eukaryota, Viridiplantae, Streptophyta, Magnoliopsida, Brassicales, Brassicaceae. The record is from the annotation of a GenBank genome assembly.
CAGACAAAAAUACCAAAAUCUUGAAAACGAAAAAAAUGAAUCAAGAUCGAGACACAGAACGUGGUGGAAACUGUUGUACUUGCUGCUUAAGCUUCAUCUUCACAGCUGGUCUCACCUCUCUCUUCUUAUGGCUUAGUCUCCGUGCCGACAAACCCAAAUGCUCAAUCCAAAACUUUUACAUUCCUGCCCUCGGCAAAGACCUAAAUUCACGAGACAAUACCACUCUAAACUUCAUGGUUCGUUGUGACAACCCAAAUAGAGACCAAGGAAUCUACUACGACGAUGUCCACCUUAAUUUCUCCACCAUCAACACGACCAAGAUCAAUUCCUCUGCUCUUGUCUUAGUUGCUAACUACAUAGUGCCUAAGUUCUAUCAAGGACACAAGAAGAAGGCCAAGAAGUGGGGUCAAGUAAAGCCGCUAAACAACCAGACGGUUUUACGAGCGGUUUUGCCUAAUGGAUCGGCGGUUUUCAGGUUGGAUCUGAAGACUCGAGUGAGAUUCAAGAUUAUUUUUUGGAAAACUAAGAGGUAUGGGGUUGAAGUUGGUGCUGAUGUUGAAGUCAACGGUGAUGGAGUUAAAGCUCAAAAGAAAGGAAUUAAGAUGAAGAAAUCUGAUUCUUCUUUUCCAUUAAGAAGCUCUUUUCCGAUUUGUGUUUUGAUGAAUUUACUCGUAUUCUUCGCGAUUCGAUAACUUGAUUAGUGGUCUUGAUUUUCAAGUUUUUCAUUUUUUGGUUUUGUUGAUUUUGAUUAUUGACUCUUUCAUGAGUUUUGUUGUGUGCUAGUUCCAUUUUUCUUCAUAGUUUCCAAAAUUCGACCAAGAACGCAUUGCUUAAUUUAUUCCCUUAUUUUUUGUUUUAAGUUUUAACUAUGUAUUAGUUUCCAUCAACAAAAUUCUAUUUGAAAA